CUCACUUCAGCGGUGGCACCGGGAUCGGUUGCCUUGAGCCUGAAAUCAUGACCACCCCAGGAAAAGAGAACUUUCGCCUGAAGAGUUACAAGAACAAAUCUCUGAAUCCCGAUGAGAUGCGCAGGAGGAGGGAGGAAGAAGGACUGCAGUUACGAAAGCAGAAAAGAGAAGAGCAGUUAUUCAAGCGGAGAAAUGUUGCUACAGCAGAAGAAGAAACAGAAGAAGAAGUUAUGUCAGAUGGAGGCUUUCAUGAGGCUCAGAUUAAUAACAUGGAGAUGGCACCAGGUGGUGUCAUCACUUCUGACAUGAUUGAAAUGAUAUUUUCCAAAAGCCCAGAGCAACAGCUUUCAGCAACACAGAAAUUCAGGAAACUGCUUUCAAAAGAACCUAACCCUCCUAUUGAUGAAGUUAUCAGCACACCAGGAGUAGUGGCCAGGUUUGUGGAGUUCCUCAAACGAAAAGAGAAUUGUACACUGCAGUUUGAAUCAGCUUGGGUACUGACAAAUAUUGCUUCAGGAAAUUCUCUUCAGACCCGGAUUGUGAUUCAGGCAGGAGCUGUGCCCAUCUUCAUAGAGUUGCUCAGCUCAGAGUUUGAAGAUGUCCAGGAACAGGCAGUCUGGGCUCUUGGCAACAUUGCUGGAGAUAGUACCAUGUGCAGGGACUAUGUCUUAGACUGCAAUAUCCUUCCCCCUCUUUUGCAGUUAUUUUCAAAGCAAAACCGCCUGACCAUGACCCGGAAUGCAGUAUGGGCUUUGUCUAAUCUCUGUAGAGGGAAAAGUCCACCUCCAGAAUUUGCAAAGGUUUCUCCAUGUCUGAAUGUGCUUUCCUGGUUGCUGUUUGUCAGUGACACUGACGUACUGGCUGAUGCCUGCUGGGCCCUCUCAUAUCUGUCAGAUGGACCCAAUGAUAAAAUUCAAGCAGUCAUCGAUGCGGGAGUAUGUAGGAGACUUGUGGAACUGCUGAUGCAUAAUGAUUAUAAAGUGGUUUCUCCUGCUUUGCGAGCUGUGGGAAACAUUGUCACAGGGGAUGAUAUUCAGACACAGGUAAUUCUGAAUUGCUCAGCUCUGCAGAGUUUAUUGCAUUUGCUGAGUAGCCCAAAGGAAUCUAUCAAAAAGGAAGCAUGUUGGACGAUAUCUAAUAUUACAGCUGGAAAUAGGGCACAGAUCCAGACUGUGAUAGAUGCCAACAUUUUCCCAGCCCUCAUUAGUAUUUUACAAACUGCUGAAUUUCGGACAAGAAAAGAAGCAGCUUGGGCCAUCACAAAUGCAACUUCUGGAGGAUCAGCUGAACAGAUCAAGUACCUAGUAGAACUGGGUUGUAUCAAGCCCCUCUGUGAUCUCCUUACGGUCAUGGACUCUAAGAUUGUACAGGUUGCCCUAAAUGGCUUGGAAAAUAUCCUGAGGCUUGGAGAACAGGAAGCCAAAAGGAAUGGCACUGGCAUUAACCCUUACUGUGCUUUGAUUGAAGAAGCUUAUGGUCUGGAUAAAAUUGAGUUCUUACAGAGUCAUGAAAACCAGGAGAUCUACCAAAAGGCUUUUGAUCUUAUUGAGCAUUACUUCGGGACUGAAGAUGAAGACAGCAGCAUUGCACCCCAGGUUGACCUUAACCAGCAGCAGUACAUCUUCCAACAGUGUGAGGCUCCUAUGGAAGGUUUCCAGCUUUGAAGCAAUACUCUGCUUUCACGUUCCUGUGUCAGACCAGGCUACCCAGUUGAGUCCUCUUGUGGAGCCCACAGUCCUCAUGGAGCUAACUUCUCAAAUGUUUUCCAUAAUACUGUUUGCGCUCAUUUGCUUGCCUCGCGCACCUGCUCUCUUAUACACAUCUGGAAAACCUCCGGCUCUCUGUGGUGGAAUACCCUUCUAAUAAAAGGGUAACCAGAACGGCCCACUCUCUUUACGGAAAAAUCCCUAGGCUUUGGAGAUCCGCACUUACAUUAGAGUUAUGGGAAUAUACACAUAUUAAUGUGACUCCCUUUUUCUUGUGGGGGAAUAAAAGAGGACUCCUCCUCAUUCCCUUUAACAUGGGGGAAAAAACUGACAUUAAAAGAUGAGACUAAAUCUUUAUCUUGAAUUUUACACAACUACUUACGACAAGGGAGAUGUUUAGACCUGUUGUGUAUACUUCAGAGUACUUUUCAUGAGUUCUUCCACAGUGAACCCUUGGAUUACCUGGUGGCUUUUUCUAGCCAAAUUUGCAUUAAUCCUUACUGAGAUUGGAUGGUUUUCUUUCCUCUAUUGGCGCCAUUCUUCAGAUAUUAAAGUUAAACCAUCCACUCCCUCACCUUCAGCCUUCAGUGAAUGUGCUUUCUAGUUGUCAGGAAUGCUGAAGAAUUAACACUUUGACUCCUAAAUGUGAUACUGGUUUGUAGAUUCCCUUAGAGCAGAAAGGAGAGGGGCACAUAUUAAUUUGUAUCGCUUUUGCUUCUCUUUGGUCUUUUGUAUCUUAGAAUUUGGAAGUGGUUCAUUUCUGUUGCUGGUAUGAGGAUUUCGAAUACUUAGUAAUCGAAAACCAUAUCCUGUAAUUUAAUUUAAAAAACUAAGGAAGAAAAAACCCUCCAAUUUUCCCAAAUGCAAUCAGUGUAACUAGAGGCUGUGUUUCUGCAUUAAAACAAAUGUUUCAGGCUUUGUGGUCCUGAUCAAGGUCCUCAUUAAAAAAUUGGAGUUCACCCUAGGUGCUUUUCCCCUCUGUGACUGGCAGAUAACACAUACUUUUGAAAGUAACUUUGGGAUUUUUUUCUUAGGUGCAGCUCGAUUCUAAUCUUUUCGUGCUGCAUACAAUUCCUUUAAUGUAGCAUCCUUAUCUGAAAGAAAUAACCAUCUUCUCAACACGACCUGCUUAACCCAAAUAAGAACAGUGAUCUUAUAAUCUCAUUGUUCCCUAAUCAUUUUAUUUCAUCUCCUGCUAGUACUGUGCCGCUUCCCCCUCCCCCCACACAAAAUAAAAACAGUAUCUGCCUUCUGGCUCAUUUAAUGAUGACUGCAAUCUGUACCUGCAAAUGGCUCUUCCAGUACUGUGUUCAGUGAUCCACAUUUGUGCUUGGACUGGAAUGAAAAAAUACGCUUAAUUGCCAAGAGAACUGCAAAUGAGUUCAAUACGACUUCUCGGUGCUAGUUGGCCAUCUUGACUCAAUGUUGGGAUACACUACCAGAGAAGAUUUUUUUGUUGAUGUGCUGUUCAAAGUGAAUUCUGAAGGAAAAGGUUGCUCACCUCUGUUUCAGAGCAUACCCUUUUAAACCUUUUUAGACUUGUCCUCUUCUAGAAUUCAUUAUAACCCCAAAGUGUAAAAACUAUUUGGAAGUUGCCCCUGACAAGCUAUUAUACAUCUCUGGUAAAUCCUGCUGAAUGUAAGGGAUAUUCAGAGCUUUUCAUACCUCAUCAUGAUGUUAUUUAAGCAGCCAACUUAUGUGACCUGAUUUAAACUUUUAAAAAAUCCACUUCAUUCAAACUAGAAAGAGUCAAAGACAAAGGACAUUUAUCAGCCAAGAGUGUGACGCAUUCUUCGCAUCUAGUCUAGUAGUGUCUGUGCUCUGGGAUGGAUACCGUCUGAUGUCUGUCUGUUAUUGAUGGCGCAGCCACUGCAAAACUAGUCAACUCCCAUCUAUAACUGUUACUUUUUCUAGUGCUGCUUUGUGCUGAGAGAACAUUUUAGUUUACUGCACUUGACCUGUAAAAGACUUUGAUUCUUUGUAAUUUUAGAGAUAAAUUAGUUGGUUAAUUUAAAGAAAUUUCAAUGUUGCCUUUACAUCACAUUAAAAUAUAACUUCUUUCAGAAGGAUAAUAGAAGCACUGAUUCAUAGUAAAAAUCUUGUUUUUAGCUUUGACUUUUUUGUGGCUGUUUUUUUAAAUUGUAAAUUACUAGUAACAUGUCAUUUCUAUAGAAUGUUUUAAAUUAUGUACCUUCCAUUGGAUAGUUAAAAUAAUUUCAUUUUAUAAGCCAAUUUGAGUGGGAAAAAUACAAAGCACACAGUUGUCUCCCCACAUUAGGAAGAGUAGUGUGCAUUCGGACAUUCGGAAUUUUUGCUAGCAGUUGGAGAUGUUUCAGUGAGUGAAUUAAAACAAAGUCUAUUUAACUGAUGUGAUCUAUUUUGUGUCUAAAACAGAGGAAUUUAUCUUGUCCUAGAAGUUCAUGAACUAUAAGAUCUAAGUUUUUUUUUUUUAACAAUAAAAUGAUUUUUUCUUAAAGUA
Molecule: messenger RNA, 4185 nt
Organism: Pongo pygmaeus (Bornean orangutan)
Lineage: Eukaryota; Metazoa; Chordata; Mammalia; Primates; Hominidae
Gene: KPNA1
Product: karyopherin subunit alpha 1
Exons: 14
Coding region: 48-1664 (538 amino acids)
Biological process (GO): protein import into nucleus
Cellular component (GO): cytoplasm
Molecular function (GO): protein binding; nuclear import signal receptor activity
Source: RefSeq, a predicted model, not a curated record